Messenger RNA from Anopheles cruzii, 1846 nucleotides. RefSeq names its product probable maltase. The coding region runs from base 15 to 1787 and encodes 590 amino acids. Gene Ontology annotation, biological process: carbohydrate metabolic process. NCBI's taxonomy places the organism in Eukaryota, Metazoa, Arthropoda, Insecta, Diptera, Culicidae. The record is from RefSeq and is a predicted model, not a curated record. The transcript has 2 exons.
CCAAACGCGACACGAUGGCUAUUACGGUGGCAUUGCUGACGACCUUCCUGGCACUUGCUGCCACUCACACGAACGGCCAGGAGGCGAAAAAGUUUGACUGGUGGGAGCGGGGUAACUUCUACCAGAUCUAUCCGCGAUCGUUCAAGGACUCGGACGGUGAUGGGAUCGGCGAUCUGAAAGGAAUCACCGAAACGAUCGAUUACCUUAAGCAGAUCGGCAUCGAUGGCGUGUGGCUGUCGCCCAUCUUUAAGUCGCCGAUGAACGACUUCGGGUACGACAUUUCCGAUUUCUACGCGAUCCAGGAAGAGUACGGCACGAUGGAGGACUUUGAGGAGCUGGCGACCAAGUGCCGAUCGAUCGGGCUCAAGCUGAUCCUCGACUUUGUGCCGAACCACUCGAGCGACGAGCACGAGUUCUUCCGCCUGUCGGAGGAUGGUGUGGCACCGUACAAGGACUACUACAUUUGGCACGACGGAGUCGCCGAUGGUAACGGCACGCGGCAACCACCGUCGAACUGGAUCAGCGUGUUCCGCGGUAGCGCGUGGCAGUGGAGCGACAAGCGCCAGCAGUACUAUCUGCACCAGUUUCAGCGCAAGCAACCGGACCUUAACUUCCGUAACCCGGCCGUGGUCGAGGAGAUGAAGAACGUGAUGCGCUUCUGGCUGGGCAAGGGCAUCGCCGGGUUCCGCAUCGAUGCGCUGCCGUAUCUGUUCGAAAGCGACGUGGUCGGUGACCGGUACCGGGACGAACCGGCCUCGGGACUGGUGCGCAACGAUCCGGACAAUCCGGCCUUCCUGGUGCACACCGAGACGAAGGACCAGCCGGAAACGUACGACAUGGUGCACCAGUGGCGUGCCGUCGUGGACGAGUUUACGGCCACGGAUAACUUCACGCGCAUCAUCCUCACCGAGGCGUACACCAGUCUGGAGAAUACGACCCGUUUCUAUGGGACGCGUGAUGCGCCGGGAGCACAGAUCCCGUUCAACUUCCAGCUGAUCAGUUACCUGACCAUCAACAGUACAGGCCAACAGUUUGCCGAUCUGGUGGAGAGCUGGCUGAAGGCGAUGCCACGCGGAUCGAUCGCCAACUGGGUACUGGGUAAUCACGACAACAGUCGAGUGGCCACCCGCCUCGGAGUGCCGCGGGCCGAUCUGUACAACAUUGCGCUCCAAACGCUGCCCGGCAUCGCGGUGACGUACUACGGCGAGGAGAUCGCCAUGGUCGAUCAGUACAUCUCGUGGGCGGACACGAUUGAUCCGGCUGCCUGUAACGCGGAUGAAGCGACCUACACCCUGUACUCGCGCGAUCCGGUCCGUACUCCGUUUCAGUGGAGCAACGCGACGAACGCUGGGUUCUCGGAUGCAGCGCGUACCUGGCUUCCGGUGGCCGACGGGUACCGGGAGCUGAAUGUGGCCCAACAGUUGGCGGCCCCGAAGAGUCACCUGAAAACGUUCAUCCAACUAACGCACUACCGGAAGCGUCGGCUGCUGGCGGAGGGUAGCUUCGAACUGCGCGUCGUCAAUGGUGGCAAUCUGGUGGUGUACCGACGGAGGGUGGCCGGGCUGGGUUAUGCGGUGGUAGCGCUCAAUUUCAACGACAAACCGGUGCAACUCAACCUGGGCAGGGUUUUCCCGGACAGCAAACCAUCCCGCAUGACGGUUGUCGCCAGCUCACUGCAGGUCCCCGUGGCGCAGGGUGCAAGAAUCAACCCGAACCGGUUCUCGUUGCCGGCCAACGCGGGAAUUGUGUUGCAACGCGUUCUCGGAGCCAAUCCGGUCGUUGCCUGAUAACAACACGGUGGAAGGUAGAGGAGAGUAGGUUAGGAGUAGCAUUCGUAGAAUAAACU